AUGGCGUACGAAGGCUCUGACCAUAGACCACUACUGUAUGUAUUUGAACCAGGAAAGAAAAAGGGGAAGGGGCUUUUUAGAUACGAUAGGCGUUUAAAAGAUAACCCUGAAGCCACCCAAGUUAUAGUAGAUGCGUGGAAAGAAGAAGCCAACAAACCAAUCAUCCAUCGCAUAGCUCGGGUUCGAAGUGCAAUCUCCAUAUGGCACAAGAAUAGGCAUCUCAACAGCAGGGAUAAAAUAGUAGAAAAGAAGAUGGAGUUAGAAGAGGCCCUUUCAAGCACAGCUAAUGAUCUAGUACUGAUCCGAAAAAUCUCUGAGGAGUUGAAGAAAGCUUACGCGGAUGAGGAAGCGUAUUGGAAACAACGGAGCCGUCUACUCUGGCUCAGACUUGGGGAUCGCAACUCUGGGUAUUUUCACGCAGACACAAAAAAUAGAAAGCGUGCAAACUCCUUCUCCGUAAUCGAAGACGCCGAGGGGAAUAUGGUCUAUAAGGAGGGGCAGAUCUCCACAGUGAUAAUAAACUACUUCAAGGACCUGUUCACCAGCGCUGGUAGAGACGACUUGGAUAUAGUAGAAAGGGCCCUGACACCCAAGAUUACAGCGGAGGACAAUGGGCUACUUGUCUCCAUCCCCAGCGCAACAGAGAUCAAAGACGCAAUCUUCUCAGUUCACGCCGACAAAGCGCCCGGUCCGGACGGUUUCUCUGCGAGCUUUUUCCAUUCGAACUGGGAUUCUAUUGGAGUAGACAUAGUGCUGGAGGUGCAGCAAUUCUUCGAAACUGGCUUUCUACCCGAGAAGAUCAACGAAACCUUUGUCCGACUAAUCCCGAAGAUCCAGAAUCCGAAAGCCGUCUCGGACUACAGGCCCAUAGCCUUGUGCAACGUUUACUACAAGAUCUUCUCCAAGAUCUUGACAAAGCGUAUGCAACCACUGCUAGCUCAGGUCAUCUCGGAAAACCAGUCCGCAUUCGUCCCUGGGAGAGCGAUUUCGGAUAACGUCCUUAUUACACAUGAAGUCCUCCACUACUUAAAGACGUCCAAAGCAAAACAGAGAGUCUCAAUGGCGGUGAAAACUGACAUGAGCAAAGCAUAUGACAGACUCGAAUGGGGCUUCAUACGGAGAGUAUUAUUGCGGCUGGGAUUCCACGCAAAAUGGGUCGACCUGAUCAUGGCUUGCAUCACAUCUGUUACCUACGCCUUCCUCAUCAACGGCUCGCCUAGAGGAAGAGUUAAACCGAGCAGGGGAAUCCGACAAGGAGACCCACUAUCACCAUACAUAUUCAUCUUGUGUAGUGAAGUGCUCUCGGGGCUGUGUAACAAUGCGCAAGCGGACGGCAGCAUAGAGGGGAUCAGAGUAGCCAGGGGCUGCCCUCAGGUUAACAACCUCCUCUUUGCCGAUGACACUAUGUUCUUCAUUAAAGCGGACAAGGACAGCAGCUCGGCUCUGGUCUCUAUUCUGAAACAAUACGAGUUAGCGUCGGGUCAGACAAUCAACCCAAACAAGUCGACUGUCACCUUCUCUUCCAAAGCGCCGGGACCUUUAAAGACAGCCAUCAAAGACGUGCUGCAGAUUCAGAAAGAGGGAGGUAUUGGCAAAUACCUUGGCUUGCCCGAACACUUCGGUAGACGGAAAAAAGAUCUCUUCACUGCGAUUGUGGAGAGAAUAAAACAGAAAGCAAAGAGCUGGUCAAAUAGAUUCCUCUCUACAGCCGGGAAACUCACCAUGCUGAAAAGCGUCCUAACGCCAAUCCCCUCCCACUCGAUGACUUGCUUCAAGCUCCCUGUCUCUCUUUGCAAAAGAAUACAAUCCGCAUUUACGCGCUUCUGGUGGGACAGCAAUGACGGGACACGGAAAAUGGCUUGGGUCGCAUGGUCAACAAUGACAAAACAUGCCUCGGAAGGAGGAUUAGGUUUCCGUGACGUACAAUGCUACAACGACGCCUUUCUGGCUAAGUUAAGCUGGCGAGUCUUAAACCACCCGGAAAGCCUGAUGUGCAAAGUACUUCUUGGCAAGUAUUGCGCCAACGAGAGUUUCUUGGAAGUUGAGACAAGGUCCAACGCAUCCCAUGGGUGGCGUGGAAUUAUGAUAGGUCGUGACCUCCUCGCAGCAAACACUGGCUGGACAGUGGGUACGGGUGAGGAUAUAGAAGUAUGGAACGACCCCUGGUUGGAUAAUGCAAACCAACUGCGUCCGAUUGGACCGGCACCCGAACUCCUAGUUCAUCUAAAGGUUGCGGACCUGAUUGACCCUAUCCAACAUGAUUGGGACAGAGCAAAGAUCCAAGCCACCAUCCCUCAGUACGAAGAUACUAUCCUCAGAAUAAAACUGAGCAAAACAGGGGCGGCUGAUAAACUUAGCUGGCUCAAAACCGCAACGGGCGACUACACUACCAAGUCUGGCUACUGGACAGCGUAUGAAAGGAUGCGACAACACGAAGAACAGCACCACCAGGCGGAGUUUGACUUGAAUAAAGGGAUUUGGGGACUGGAAAUUGCCCCUAAGAUCAAACUGUUUCUGUGGAAGGUUUUCCAAGGAGCAUUACCAGUGGGAGAAAGAUUAAUCUCGAGGAAUAUAGCCGGUGAUCCAAAAUGCGUGCGAUGCGGUCUCACUGAAUCUAUCCAUCAUCUACUCUUUCAAUGUGAGUUCACUCAAAGGGUAUGGGCACUAGCUCCCAUCACCCCAAACGUUGAAGGUAGCGGAUUGAUAGACUUUCCUGUGGAUUGGGCGAACAUGCUAAGGCUGAACUGCCUUCCUCCAAUUGGCCUCACGUCUGCUCUACUUACCCCUUGGCUUCUCUGGUCUUUGUGGAUUGCACGCAACAACCUCCUUUUCAACAAGAAAACGGCCUCACCAGAAGAUGUCAUCACCCGGGCUGUAGCUGCUGCGAGAGAAUGGCUAAAUGCACAGGAACCAACUGUCAACAACCCCCGAAGAAACUCUAGAGUGGAGACAACAGUAGAGAAUUGCCACUGCUUACAAACAGACGCAGCAUGGGGAGCAGACACAGGACUUGCAGGCCUUGGAUGGACCGUCCAAAAGAACUCAGAGCGUUCAGAAUUUGGUGCACACUGCUACUACGUGGCGUCUCCUCUGGUAGCGGAGGCACUAGCCAUGCGCGAAGCAGUCCAGAAAUGUCGAGAGUUGGGGAUCCAACGCCUCCGAUGUGAAACAGACUCAGGUUUGCUUGUCAAAGCAAUUACCUCAAGGAAACCAAGUCCAGAACUUUAUGGCAUUAUUUCUGACAUUGUUGCCUUAAUCUCAGAGUUUGAAUUGAUUCAGUUCAGGUGGAUCCCACGGGAGAAAAACAAAGCUGCCGAUGCUUUGGCUAAGAAAGCUUUGCGCCUUGAAACUAUUGUAUUGAACUCAACCCUUAGGGGUCUUUAA
Brassica napus (rape) is the source of this 3384-nucleotide messenger RNA. RefSeq lists its product as uncharacterized. Bases 1 to 3384 code for a protein of 1127 amino acids. Lineage: Eukaryota; Viridiplantae; Streptophyta; Magnoliopsida; Brassicales; Brassicaceae. Gene Ontology annotation, molecular function: nucleic acid binding; RNA-DNA hybrid ribonuclease activity. The transcript has a single exon. The record is from RefSeq and is a predicted model, not a curated record.